AUGGAAUCAAUCCCCGUCCUGUCUGUCCUCACGCGGCCGGCGGGGAGGCGGCGGGUGUUCGUGCAGACGGAGACCGGGUGCGUGCUGGGCAUGGACCUGGACCGCGGCGACAACGCGCACACCGUCAAGCGCCGGCUGCAGCUGGCGCUCAACGUGCCCACGGGCGGGACCUCGCUCACCUUCGGCGACCGCGUCCUGGAGAACGACCUCUCCUCCAUCCGCCGCGACUCGCCGCUGCUGCUCACGCGCGACAGCAUCCACCGCAGCUGCUCCACGCCCUGCCUCUGCCCGGCCUCCGCGGACUUCGAGCACAAGGACAGCAGCGGGCUGGUCGAGAUACUCGGGUCCUCCAGCACCAGCGUGAGGCGGCUCGUCGACGACGUGGCCACCGGCAUACGGGGCGGGCUGGAUCCCGUGCCCAUUGACAGCGGCCUCGGCGGCUCCUACUACUUCAGGGACCUUGGCGGCGACAGGGUCGCCAUCGUGAAGCCCACAGAUGAGGAGCCGUUCGCGCCCAACAACCCCAAGGGGUUCGCCGGGAGGGCGCUCGGCCAGCCGGGGCUGAAGAAGUCUGUCCGGGUAGGGGAGACGGGGUUUAGGGAGGUCGCCGCGUACCUGCUGGACCAUGAAAAUUUCGCGAAUGUUCCCGCAACGGCGCUGGUCAAGAUAACGCACUCGGUCUUCAACAUCAACCGUCCGAUGAACAACGGCGGCGCUCCGGCUCAUGACCACCAAACUACCAGUAAGAUCGCUUCGUUCCAGCAGUUCAUCGCGCACGACUUCGACGCCAGUGACCACGGCACUUCGAGCUUCCCGGUGGCUGCUGUUCACCGGAUCGGCAUAUUGGACAUCAGGAUUUUCAACACCGACAGGCAUGGCGGUAAUGUGCUGGUGAGGAAACUUGAUGGUGGCACCGGCCGCUUUGGUUGCCAGACGGAGCUCUUCCCUAUUGAUCAUGGCCUGUGCCUGCCGGAGAACUUGGAGGACCCUUAUUUCGAGUGGAUACACUGGGCGCAGGCGUCGAUCCCGUUCUCCGAGGAAGAGCUUGAGUACGUCAGGAAUCUUGAUCCGGUAAGGGAUGCUGCAAUGCUGCGGAGAGAACUGCCCAUGAUACGCGAGGCUUGCCUCCGGGUCCUGAUCCUGUGCACCAUCUUCCUCAAAGAGGCUGCAACUUUCGGGCUUUGCUUGGCAGAGAUAGGCGAGAUGAUGACUAGGGAGUUCAGAGGGAUGGAGGAGGAGCCCAGCAAAUUGGAGCUUGUCUGCAUGGAAGCUAGAAAGAAGGUGGAUGAAUGGGAACCAUUCUCUCCUGACGUUGAACAAGGGGAGGACAUGGGUUUCCAGUUCUCCAUGGAUGUGUUAGGAGGCUACAGUGAUGCGAUUCGAUCGCCAAGAUUCCAUUGCUCAGGCAUGAAGGGUUCUAGCUUCAGAAAUCCUCUGACCAAGCUUGUGGAGAGCAUGAAUGAGGACAAUGAUGAUGAUGAAGAUCGAAAGGAGUUCUCCAUGCCUUCAUCUCAUCAUCGGAUCCCAUCUGCUGAGUUGAAUCCUCCUAGUGUGUACAGAACUACUAGUUUGAAUGGCAGUGCCGUGAACAGGAGCGCCGACGAACAGCUCCCAUCAAGUAUGUGCUUUGUCAGGUUGUCGGACAUGAGUGCAGAGGAGUGGCACGUCUUCGUUGAGAAGUUUCAGGAGCUGCUGAAAGAAGUGCUGGACGAAUGCAAGGCGGCUGGAGCGCAGCGGAUGAAGCAACGGUUGGGCACUUCCUGCAAAUUUUGACUAGUACAAUAGAGCAGGAGAGAAGAUAUGAUCAUAUGUACAACUUCGGCCCGAACGUUGUGGUGUGUAACUGUCUAAAGUUUGUUCAUCAGGUAGACGAUACCAAAGGCUGGUGAUGGAUGUGGUGGGGAACUGCUACGCAUGUUUAUUACUUAUUACGUUAAGACAAGUGCUGCAUAAUAAAUGCUUACCAGCUUGUGUAUAUUGCUUUAGUAGAUGCUAAACACUAAGAAUGCUAUUCGUUGGCUGUUGCUGAACAUUCUUUGUGUUGUGUGUGAGCAGUGUAAAUAUGCACCUCUGAUGUAAAUGCUUACCUUGUGUUGAACAUCUUCAAUGAACACUUGUCUUGCGGUC
This is a messenger RNA of Lolium perenne, 2127 nucleotides long. RefSeq names its product phosphatidylinositol 4-kinase gamma 7-like. The record is from RefSeq and is a predicted model, not a curated record. NCBI's taxonomy places the organism in Eukaryota, Viridiplantae, Streptophyta, Magnoliopsida, Poales, Poaceae.